Chroicocephalus ridibundus (black-headed gull) is the source of this 740-nucleotide messenger RNA. RefSeq names its product troponin I2, fast skeletal type (gene TNNI2). The record is from RefSeq and is a predicted model, not a curated record. Bases 106 to 594 code for a protein of 162 amino acids. Gene Ontology annotation, cellular component: troponin complex. Lineage: Eukaryota; Metazoa; Chordata; Aves; Charadriiformes; Laridae. The transcript has 5 exons. Gene Ontology annotation, biological process: cardiac muscle contraction; skeletal muscle contraction.
UGGGAAGGGGCAUGGGCACCUGAUAACCUGCUUUUCUCUAAUUCCUCCCACUUGCAGAAAAAAAGGAGGGCAGCCACUGCCCGUCGGCAGCACCUGAAGAGUGCUAUGCUCCAGCUCGCUGCCACCGAAAUAGAAAAAGAAGCAGCUGCUAAAGAAGUGGAAAAGCAAAACUACCUGGCAGAGCAUUGCCCUCCUCUGUCACUCCCAGGAUCCAUGCAGGAACUUCAGGAGUUGUGCAAAAAGCUUCAUGCCAAGAUAGAGUCAGUGGAUGAGGAGAGGUACGAUACAGAGGUGAAGCUACAGAAGACUACUAAGGAGCUGGAAGACUUGAGCCAGAAGCUCUUUGACCUGCGGGGCAAGUUCAAGAGGCCGCCACUGCGCAGGGUGCGCAUGUCCGCUGAUGCGAUGCUGCGGGCCCUGCUGGGCUCCAAGCACAAGGUCUGCAUGGACCUCCGAGCCAACCUGAAGCAAGUCAAGAAGGAGGACACUGAGAAGGAGAAGGACCUCCGUGAUGUCGGUGACUGGAGGAAGAACAUUGAGGAGAAGUCCGGCAUGGAGGGCAGGAAGAAGAUGUUCGAGGCUGGCGAGUCCUAAGCACCUGCCUCUCCACACCCGUCCUCUCCUCCCUCCUGUCCCCGCCGUCCCCCCGUGUUCAAGGGCACCGGCUGGGUGCUGUUUCUCUCUGGUUUUGUGAAGAGCUGCGUCCUGGCAGCAGCAGUGUAAAUAAAGCUUUGGCGGGA